AUGCCAGAGGACCUUGACUUUGCCAAUGAUGUGGGACUUCUCGCCUGCCGACACAUUGACCAGCAUGAGAAGGCAAACAGGUUCACACAGGAAAGUUGGGACUCUGAAUCAACAUCCCAAAGACGAAACACCCAGCCACUCACCGUCAACAACCAGCCCAUGGAAGAGGUAUUUGAGUUCAUCUACUUGGGCAGCAAGAUGUCCGUUGAUGGAGACAGUGAGGUAGACGUCGAUGCGAAGGUGUCCAAGGCUAACAAAGUAUUUGGAAUGCUCUGGAGUGUCUGGAGGUUCAGAAAGCUGAGCCACAUCACUAAGCUACGGUUCUUCAGUGUGCUGCUUUAUGGAUGCGAGUCUUGGAAGAUGACCCAGAGGAUCUCCAAGAAAUUGGACACCUUCCAAACAAAGUUUCUGAGGCGGAUUGAAGGUGUAUAUUGGCCAAACACCAUCAGUAAUAUGGACUUGUUGGAAAGGACUGAGCAGACAAGACUUUCAGAAGUUGUUAGAGAGGAGAUGGCGCUGGUUAGGACAUGUGCUAAAAAUGCCCUCCCCAGAAUGGCCCUUACCUGGAAGCCCCAAGGAAAGAGGAGACGAGGACGACCCAAGAAGACCUGGAGACGUUCAUCAGAAAACGAGCUUCGAGACCUAGGCUUCACCUGGGCGACUGCAAAACAGAGGACUCUAGCGACAGCCCCAUGUGCUAGCCAGGGUGCUAAGGGUUCUAAGUAG
Molecule: messenger RNA, 726 nt
Organism: Saccoglossus kowalevskii
Lineage: Eukaryota; Metazoa; Hemichordata; Enteropneusta; Harrimaniidae
Source: RefSeq, a predicted model, not a curated record